Molecule: messenger RNA, 1266 nt
Organism: Amoebophrya sp. A25
Lineage: Eukaryota; Dinophyceae; Syndiniales; Amoebophryaceae
Source: the annotation of a GenBank genome assembly
CAGAGCGCCUUCGACCGAAUGUUAGAGCGGAGUAGCAGUAGCGCUGAUGGGGGUGUUAACCUAUCCCAAGUUAAGGUGUUACCACAUUGCAUUCUUCACUGCCAUCCUUGACUUUUUUCCAGUAGGAAAAUAAGGGCGGUCAGGGAUGAUCUGAAGAAUGCUUAGGGCAGUCUACACGCCGGUAGCUACGCGGAAAAUAUGUAGGCAGGUUCUUCACGGAACUCGCUUGCGAUACAAAAAAAAAAAAGUGCGAGAUUAAUUGUGUUGUUGUAUUGUAACCUCUAACCAAGGGCUCCUGUACGGUCGUGAGGGGACCUAUGGCAGACCGAAAUCUAGCGCUAUAUUUUCGUCCCUUGGUUCAAGUACAGCAGUGGACUUUCACGCAACAAGGAACAAAGGUUAAGACUGGUCGUGUUAUAAGUGAAAUGUAUGACAGUCGUAAGGUAACGGACUUCUGACGGAGAUACAGAUAUCUGAGGAUUAUAGUAUGUACGUGGUAGUGAAAUGUAUGACAGUCGUAAGGUAACUACUUUCUACUUAUGUAUGACAGUCGUAAGGUAACUAUUACUAGAAGUACUACUUACGAGGCGGAAGUAGGAGGACAAGCAGCCAGUUUAUUAAGUCUAUAACUUCGGGAAUAACUAUGAUUCGAAGAAUUAGAAACGAAUUCUACGAACUACUAGCUCACAGAGAAAUAACUAGCCACCUUGUACACUUGUUAUCCCUCUACUUCGUUUCUCUCGUAGUUCUCCUCUCGCUGGUCUAGUCGUCAAAGACACUACUCGUUCGCUCUCCACAUUCAUACUCCGAACUACGACAACGAGCGGGAGCGUUCGCUACGUCAUCGAUUGGAUGUGGGCCUGUUGUCGCCCUGGAGUCGAAAUUCGCCUAGAGACCACGGUCGAUCCUUCACGUCGCCUCGUGGUUAUACUGGUGUACGAGGUCGUGGGUUUUGAAGCACGAACGUGAGAUCUUCACCAUGGUAUCAUUUCUGCAGGAUUGAUACUACUUAGACGUAUCUAUGUAUAAAUAUUGUUGAGUUGUACAGCUAUCAUGUUGAACAAGGCUGUCGUUAGUAAUUGCUUACUCCCCUGAUGAUCUCUGUUGAUUUUUGUCGGUCAUCGCGUCAUUGCGAUGGCAGAGUGUGAUUACAUUGCACCUAGACUGACAGUGACACUUCCAGCCAUGACGAAGCGCUGUCAUAAGCGCUGUCAUUAUCAUCCAGCCACGAUAAAGCGCUCUCUCUCAUAUUUAUCGGUGUACUAU